GCAGGUUGAACGGGAGAUAUCUCAACGAUUGAGGCCGACGACUCAAGCACCGCGAGGUUACUAUGGACGAAACGGCCUUUGGGGAAGGUGUCGAACCCGUGGACCUUGAGGUCCGCGCUCAUGUGUACAGUUUGGUUACCGCGCUAGGAGGAUUCAAUGGCGAAGAUGCGGAUAAAUAUGUGCUGGGCGACGAUGCCCUGGCGUGUCUGCGCGAUAUUAAACGCUGGCUAAGGCUUUACGACCAAAAGAAUAAUCGGAUGGAUGUGGCACGAUGUCUGGGGGAAGCGAAUGUCGUCAACGGGGAUCUGCUACCCAUCCUGGCGGCUUGGUCGGAGAACGAGCGGAAAAGCAAGCAUCUGUUCAGGAUUGCAAUGGCAUGCUUGGAAUUGCUGGUGCCUUUGACCUGGCCGUUAGAGAUACACGGCGAGACGACAGUCAACCAUCAUCGACAUAUCCCGUACCUGCAACAAGCCCAAGUGUCGUACAAGCGGCGGUUUCUUAGCCAUUCAACCUUGGACCUGUUACGAACCAUCAUCCGCAUUGGCCUCCCGAGUAUGGCAAUUCCGCGAUCUGAACGGACCGGCCGGGACGAAGGCAUCCUGAGGAUAAUGCUGUAUUUUUUCCGGAACGUCGCCGUGAUUACACCGAAUGCCCGUCUUGCCGCAGAAGGCGAAGAGGAGGAAACAUCCCGAUCCGCGACUAUCAACGCCUUCCAGAACCAGGACGUCUUUGCCCUUCUCCUGACCAUGUGCUCCAACAUCAGCGACGACUUCAAUAUGUUCGACGUGAUUCUCCUGGAAACUUUGUUCCAUAUUGUGAAGGGGGUCAAUGUGGACAAGCUCUUCAUGGAUGAUUCCCAACGGACCGCCAAGCGCACGGAUGAGCUCGAUGGUUUACUGCGUAAGGAGGAGUCCCUGCGGAAAGAAUAUGCAAAAGGUGCACCGACACGGCAUGGACGCUUUGGGACGAUGAUUUGGGUUAAACGUGACGACGCCAAGGUGUCCACAGUGUCUGGACAGAAUGUUCUCAAGGACGGCCAAACCACACUCCACAAAAUGGAUCAGAGCAAGAAGUGGAAUAAACCCCAGCCGCGUCGACGACAGGACCAUCCAUCUAUCAAAAACGAUUUUAGUACGCCGGUCCAUCUCAACUCCGAGGCCUCGGAGAACCUGCGAAAAUUUGUCGAAGAAUUCUUGGAUUCCGGCUUCAACCCGCUUUUCACCAAUAUUAGAAAAGCCAUAGAACGCGAAGCUGAUCGUGUGCUGGAUGAGAACUCUCUCCAUUACUUCUACACCGUCUCGUGGUUUCUCGAAGCAGAGCGCACACGACGUCUUCGUAAGCGCCAGAGGCGCUCACAGGAUGGGAAGCCUAAGGAGACGGAGCCGGACAGCUUUGGUCUUGUUGCCAGUGUCCUCAAUCAGGAGACGUUUGUCUUCUUGAACAGGUCAAUGCAAUGGAGUUUCGAUAACAAGGAUUGGGAAGGUCUCAACGCUGAAAUGCGAUGCUUCACCCAAAUCCUGUUGACCGUCCAAGAAAUGGCCCUGUCGCCCCUCGACGAGGACCAAGAGAUUGCCGAGAACAUUCAAAACCGGAUCUUCUACGAAGGGACGACACAUGACCGCAUGGCUGCCAUCAUGCACAGGUACAAAGAUCAAGGCUUCGGCUACCUGGAUGCAUGCACUGAGCUCUGCCAUGUCUUUUUGCGGAUGCUCGAGCGAUACUCCAAGGAGAACGCUGACAUGCAGGUCAAAGCCAAACAGCGGACAAGACGCAAGAAUAAACAGGCUGAAGCGACCGGUGACGAGAACAACGAGGAAGACAACGCAUCGGAAGAAGAGGACCACGCCGAAGCUGAAAGGGUCUCCAAGGAACGCAAGUUCGAUUACAGGAAAUUCGAGCAGAAAUUUUGCACGCAGGCUUGCGUCGACACCUUUGUGUCGUACACGAAAUUUUACGGAGAAUUGACUGAGGAGCAGUUGAAACGCGCUCAUCGCUACUUUUACCGGGUGGCCUUCAAAAACGAGAAAAGCGUUUUGCUGUUCCGUGUGGAUAUCAUUAAUUUAUUUUACAGGAUGAUCAAGGGUCCUGGUGCCAUGGACUCCAGCCAACCGAUCUUUAAAGAAUGGGAGGAACUGGUCCGGCAGAUAAUCAGGCGCCUGAUGAAGAAGCUCGAGCAACGCCCUGCGCUGUUCACUGAGAUGCUAUUUAGCAAGAUCAACUCGACUGCAUCCUAUCUUGAGUACGGACAUGAACGGCAGACGGUCUCGACAGCCCAAAAGUCUAUCGUGGAACUUGAGGUGGAUCCAAAAGAAGGGUCAACACUUGAGCGAAAGAUCGCCAUUGUAGUGGCUGCCAUUGUCAAAGAUGACCAGAGUGCCCUGGUCAGAUGGGUUAGCGACGUCCAAGGAUCAGCGGCUGAAGAAAGGGAGGCCUGGGAAACUCAAGAAGCCGCUCGGCGGGUUGAAGACCCUACGGUAGCGACCACGUCAAACCCUCCCAUCGACGUCAAACCUCGGGACGACGCAUGUCGACAAGCCCUCAAAUCCAACGCCAAGUUACGCCUCCUUAUGACAUUGGUUAAAUUUGAACUCCUCGGAGAGGAUGACCCGAGACCUCGCUGGGAGAUACCGUCGACCAUGGACUCCAAGGAGAUCAGAGAGAUCAAAUCGAUCGUCGACCAAAAUCUCGCCAGCCCGAUUGCGGAAAAUACCGACCCCUGCGAGCUGCUUCGGCGCAAAUUCAACCACGAAGCCAACAAGAGCAGCGUUCAUCAAACGACGCUCGACGUCAAUUUCGGCUCCGAAUCAGAGGGCGAGGAAGUUCCCGACGGGCCUUUGUUCCCGCCGAACCCGCGGUCAAAGGCCAGCGCGCUGGAUGAAUUGAAGAAGAAACGCAAGAAGCGUAGCAAAGAAAAUCAGGACGAAGUCGACGAAGCUGUUCUUGAAGAGCGCCGCAAGGUCCGUUCAGAGGCGACCCGUGAACGCAUUGCAAAAAUCAAGAGCGAUCUCUUUGUCCAUGCAAGCGACGAGGAGAGCGACGAGGACGGGGAUGAAGAGUUCUUCCGUCUCGAGGAACAACGACGGAAAGCUCAGUCGGAGAGAAUCAAGAAAGCUUUGCUGACGGGCCGGGUGGAGGGAGAAGACAGUGCCGGCCUCAAAGGGCGAGGCAGACGCAAGCGCCAAAGCGAUGUGUCCAAGUCGAAGGACACAACAUCCCAGAGCAAACGACAACGGCGUAAGAACCCGGUUGCUGAAUUCGACGAUGACGAUACCGUCAUGGGUGACGACGACGUUCUGGCAUCUGCACUGCCCCAGACUACGACCGACAAUGAGAUGGAAGAUCACACAAAUACACCUCCCCGGUCAAUGGAUGAUGAUCUCAACUUCGACGACGACCUGGCAUUCAGCCGGGAUCAUGGGAGAGACCGGGGACUGUCUGAUUUGGAGUCCCCUGAUCCAACUCGCCCCGAUGCCAGCGCUGAAGCCGGGAACGACGAGGAUGAAGAGACACCAGUCGCCGCACCGUCUCGAAGAAGAAUGCGUGCUGGGUUCGUAAUCGACAGUGAUUCAGAGUAAGACGAAUUUGAUCAU
Molecule: messenger RNA, 3590 nt
Organism: Aspergillus candidus
Lineage: Eukaryota; Fungi; Ascomycota; Eurotiomycetes; Eurotiales; Aspergillaceae
Gene: tof1
Product: putative DNA repair protein (Tof1)
Exons: 4
Coding region: 63-3575 (1170 amino acids)
Biological process (GO): DNA replication checkpoint signaling; DNA repair; replication fork arrest
Cellular component (GO): replication fork protection complex
Molecular function (GO): DNA binding
Source: RefSeq, a predicted model, not a curated record